Linepithema humile (Argentine ant) is the source of this 1799-nucleotide messenger RNA. It is a transcript of the gene Ass, whose product is annotated as argininosuccinate synthase. Gene Ontology annotation, cellular component: cytoplasm. Lineage: Eukaryota; Metazoa; Arthropoda; Insecta; Hymenoptera; Formicidae. The record is from RefSeq and is a predicted model, not a curated record. Gene Ontology annotation, biological process: urea cycle; L-arginine biosynthetic process. Gene Ontology annotation, molecular function: argininosuccinate synthase activity; ATP binding.
CUGCAGAAGCAGUUUGUGUUUUCUGAACGUAGGCAAUUUCUUAUUUAAAAGUAUCUUAAUAUCUCGAUUGCAUCCCGAGUUUCUAAAGGUUAUCCGUAAUCUAAGGUCACAACAUAAAUUUAACACUUUAUAACGUUUGAACGAAACGGAUACUUGAAUAGUAGUUCACUGUUAAUUGCACCAUUAACAACUUUUUUCUUUCAGUGCAUUUUGUAUAUUUCUAUUUCUACUACUUAAAGUUAAACUGUGAGAAAUGUCAGACUCAAAGAAGAAAGUGAUUCUAGCUUAUAGCGGCGGUUUAGACACUUCUUGCAUAUUGUUCUGGUUGAGAGAAAAAGGAUUUCAAGUUAUCGCAUAUGUAGCGAACAUCGGGCAGGACGAAGACUUUGAUGCAGUUAGAGAGAAGGCACUUAAGAUUGGUGCUGUUAAGGUUGUAAUAGAUGAUCUCAAAGAAGCAUUUGUGAGUUCUUACGUGUGGCCUGCUGUGGCUUGCGGCUUGCUCUACGAGGGAAGAUAUCUUCUGGGUACUUCCAUAGCACGUCCAUGUAUUAGCCAAGGUCUAAUAAAAACCGCAACGACUGAAGGCGUCAAUAUCAUCGCGCAUGGAGCAACUGGGAAAGGGAAUGAUCAAGUUCGCUUUGAAUUGAGCUGUUACAGUCUUUGCCCUGCAAUUACGAUUUUAGCUCCGUGGAGGGAACAUGAAUUUUAUACGAGGUUUCAAGGAAGAUCGGACUUACUGAAGUAUGCGCGACAAAAUGGAAUCCCGAUCUCAGCAACACCAAAAGAACCGUGGAGUACUGAUGCUAAUCUCGUACACAUUAGUUAUGAAUCAGGGAUAUUAGAGGAUCCUGCCAUUCCAGCGCCAAAAGAAUUAUAUAAAAUGACUACUGAUCCGAUAAAUUCCGCCUUAGAGGCAGAGAAGAUUGAAAUUAGUUUUAAAAAAGGAUAUCCAGUUAAUGUAAAGAGUCUGAAAGAUGGGAAGAUAUUCGACACUCCUCUAACAAUACUAGAGUAUCUGAACCAAAUCGGAGGUGCGCAUGGUAUCGGGAGGAUAGACAUCGUGGAAAAUCGAUACAUCGGGCUAAAAUCUCGUGGAAUUUACGAGUCACCGGGCGCCAAAAUCUUGCACAUUGCGCAUCAGGACUUGGAAGUGUUCACUUUGGACCGCGAAGUUCUUAGAAUUAAAUCAUAUCUGACAGAGAAGAUGUCAGAUUACGUUUAUAAUGGUUUUUGGUUUUCGCCCGAAUGCGACUUUGUACGAGAAAGCAUUCAAUAUUCGCAAAAAUACGUAAAUGGUGUAGUAAAGUUGCAACUGUACAGAGGAAAUGUUAUGGCGAUCGGCAGAUCGAGCCAAGUUUCAUUGUACAACAAGAAUCUUGUCUCGAUGGACGUACAAGGUGACUUCGAACCUACAGACGCUACUGGCUUUAUUCGUACGCAGGCUCUAAGAUUAAAAGAAUUUCACCGUUUCAACAAACAACAUAAUUUUUGAAUCGUGAUUUUAUUGCGAGUAUUUUAUAAAUUUCAAUAAAGAAUACACUCUGUAUUUAGCUCAAUGCUACUUUAUUACCUAAAACAUCUAUAGCGUAUUUUAAAGAAAUGAUUCAAUACUUUGUAAGAACACGCAGAAUGAUCUAAAAGAUAUAUACUUAAUAUACGUAAUUGCAAUAAGAGUUUGGAGUCGCAAGAGAAAACGUAAUGGCCAGAUUAAUUUUAGAGAAUUCAUCCUGAGAAAUCCGAUUACUCUACAGAUGUUGCGCAUGCAAGGGAAGAGGUUGUUCAAUAAAAUACUAGCACUA